AUGGCUAACAUAAGUGAAUCGCAGACCAGAUUGCUCUCUACCCUUCGCCUCCUUAUUCCUCGAUUGCGUCUCUUACAGAAGAAAGACACCGCCUCUUCGGUUGCUCAGCGCCGCGAGCUCUCCCAACUCCUCAGUGAAGGGCGCGAUGCAUCAGCGCGCAUCCGAGUCGAGAAUGUCAUCGCCACAGAUAUCGCGGUUGAAGUGAUGGAGAUGGUGGAGCUCUACUGUGAACUACUACUGGCACGCGCCAACGUGUUGGACCAACUGGCCUUCGGCGAACAAGGCACCCGCGCGCGCCAACGCGCAAAGGAACAACUCAAGAAACGUACCCAGGCGCAAGCUGCCGCCGCAGGAUCAACAACCACGGCAGCCAAGGGUGCUAGCGAAAGCACCGGCUCGCGAUUCGGGUUCUCAUGGCUGGGGGGCGGAGGGCAGAAGAAAGAGGCCGAGCGGGCUAGCGCCUCCAUUGCUGGACCCGCGGACGGGGACACCAUCACCGACGAGGAUAACCCAUACCUGGAUACCGCGCUUGAUGAAGCUGCUGUUGUGGUCUUCUACGCGUGGAACCGCUUUCCACACGAGGUGCGCGAGUUCACGAUGCUCCGCACUAUGCUGGACGAACGUUAUGGCAAGGAGUUCCGCAUGCUGGCAACCGAAAACAAAGUCGACGGGGUUAGUGUGCCUGAUCGGCUGCUCAAGGGGCUGCGUGUGCGCCCGCCCGGACAGGAACUUGUGGAUAGCUACCUCAGAGAGAUCGCGAAGGCAUACGGUGUUGAAUGGCAUGGGCUUGAGGAAGAUACACCGGAACUUGGCAGCGCCCCUGAAUUUGUGGAUGAUUUGGGCGAGCCUGAACUACCACAAACACCUAGCAAGCAGGGAGAACCUGAUUUGACCGAGGCGCGACGGGCAUCGGAAACCAGUGAACUGAAUAAGGCGACGCCCCCGCGGGGACUUGCAGCCGGUCGCAGCCCUGUCGUUGUUGCGCCACCAGCUCCCAGGACCGACAAUCCCAACCCGCGAGUCAAGGUUCCCGGGACGGAUGACAAGGUCGACGGUUCGAAUAACGAUGCAGCGGGUGGUCCCCCUAAGAAGACUACCAAUGGGAUUCCUGAGUUGGACGAGUUAACGCGGCGAUUUGCAGACUUGAAGCGGAAGCCCUGA
This is a messenger RNA of Penicillium olsonii, 1161 nucleotides long. The record is from the annotation of a GenBank genome assembly. NCBI's taxonomy places the organism in Eukaryota, Fungi, Ascomycota, Eurotiomycetes, Eurotiales, Aspergillaceae.